GAGUGCCAGAUGUGUGGAACCCACAGGGUACCAGCCCCUGCAUCCAUCAGUCACUUCCUGUGUAGCCCCCACCGCCCUGUGCCGAAAUUAAAAGGAGCUGAAAUCUGUGUUGGGUUGGGGACGCUGGUCCCGGUCUCGGGGUCACGGAGGCUGACUGGCUCCAUGCAGGGAGGACAGAGGGGAAGAGCUGCCCACACCUGCUGGUCCCAAGAUACCUCCCGGAGCAGAGUAGGCCUGCGUCUGCUGCCUAGGGGUCCAGCCGGCCGUGCUGAGCGACCCUGUGCUGCUGCCAUUUGCUCACGGCCCUCCCUGCUCAGACCGGGCGCUUUUCUGGACCUCAGGUGCUCUGCCCCCUCCCUGCCAAAGGUUCUUUGCUUUCUGUGACCUGAGCCUCCCGGGCUCCGCAGCCCCGGCCUCCGCAGCCCUGGCCUCUCCUGCUGUCCCGUCUCUUCCUCUACCUGCAGUGCAGCUGUGCCUUCCUUUCACUUCCCAACUCACUUAGCCAGCACGGAGUACAAGCCCUCAGGCCGACGCACACUCUUUCUCUGGACGUCCUCGCCGGCCCCUGUCUGCUCAUGUCUGCAGUAUCAGAACCACCCGCUCUGCGACCACCUCCCUCGCUGGGUGCUCAGCACCCCGUGGGCUGCACCUACCACACCAAAGCGUAGGCUUGGAUGCCCCUGUGUAUGAUGUCAUUCAUGAGAUACAUACAUGUUAUGCUGUACAUUUCAUAUGCAUGAGGGAAGCUGUGACUAGGAUGAGCCCACAGUCUCUGCACCCCCGAGUGUGUAGUUGGUGACCACUGCUCGCGGCCUCGUGCUCCAGCUCACGCACGGCCAUGGCCAGCCCCACUGCUCUCUUCUUUCCCUUCCAGAGGCGAUUUAAGCCCAGUUUGGAUCAGUACCCUGGUUGUUUCUGGCCCAGUCUGGAUGUGUCCUCUGACACCACCUGCAUGGGCUGCAGCCCAGCUGAAGGGACCUGGCUUCCCCUGCGUUCCAAGGCACCAGCCUCUGGGCCCCCUUGCGCUCUUCCUGCCCAGCGGCUUGCAGUGCCCCUCCUCAGAGUCCGCAGCAUCCUGCCUGGGGCUUCUCCUUAGGCUCCAGCUGAAGGGCUCUCUGCCGUCAGUGACCUGCAGGCAUCUUCAGAGCCACAGUUCUGUGAGGCUGAACUCACACCAACACUCCAGCCACUUCGUGCUCAGGGGUUUUUAAUUGUCACCAGCACCACAGCGUGGGAUGCUUUGAUCAGUCUGUGGAGAGGCGCUUCCCCAGACAGGCACCGGAGCCCUCCUGCUACAUGGAGCAGGACUGGGACUGAGUCCUCCAGGGCACUCAGUCCAAAGGGACUCGCGUAGCACAGGGAAUUUGCCUUGCUCCUCCAGCACUUUUCUCUUCUUGCUUUAAUGAAUAACCAGCCUCCUUCCCAGAGCCUCCGUGGUCCUAGCUGCACAGUGGCACCUGCUUGGGGUGAGCGUGAGGCCUCCGGUGCUGUGUCAAAGGAAGAGCGUGUCUUAUCUUCCAGCCAGCAUCGGCCGUGUGACCCAAUCUCAGCGAACGGUUCUUCCGUCAUCUUCCCGUUUGACAGGAUCGACGUACUUAUUGAAUGGAUAAAUGAAAGCACAAAACAAAAAGCUUGAGUUUCCACUGGUCUGGGACUCGUGAGGAGGAUGAGGGUUGUGAAGUGUGGGGGGCGUUGGCCCCAUACCUGGGGGGAGCCCGCUGCGGCUCUGGGCCUGGUCCAUCCUGCUCACUCUGGUCCGGCCUGGUGUGUGCUCAGGUCUACUCGCGUGGAUCUUCCAUUUCUGACCUGUGUCCCCUCUGGGAAUCCCCAGCCUUUCUGAGAGCUGGGGAAAACCUGCGCACUUUGGGGUUGGGGAAGAGUCUACGCGGCAGCCCCUGUCCCCCAGGAAGCCCGUGGCUACCAUGGCUUCCUGAGCGUUGGCCAGGGCCUGUCCUGGGUACAGGUGGGAGGAGCAGCCUCAAGACCCUGGGCUGCAGGCGUAAGGAGGGUGGUGCCCAGGCCCCGGCACAUGCUUCUGCCGGGGAGGCUUCCACCGCAGCUGCCCAGGUGCCCGGGGCUUGAGAGUGCAAGAGCGGUGUCUCCGUGGCCGGGGGGAGUGGCGCCUCCCUCCUUCUCAGUUCCCGUGACUCUCUGCAGCCCUGGGCUGUGCUCUCUGGGCUGUGUCUUCUCCUCCCUCCGUUUCCCGCCCGACACAGCUCACACGAUUCCGUCUCCCGGGCCAUAUUUCUCCUUAGCUGUGCCCAUGGUCUUUAGUUCUUCCCGACUUCUCUCUGGCCUAGUUCUUAUCCUCGGACCAGGGGCGGGGGUUAAGUCUCUCUCCUGCUGUCUCCUUCCCUUGCUAUUCUCCUUCGUCACCCACUGCAACGCUGGCUGCGGAAGACGGAGCUCGAAAUAUAAAGGAAGCACAGCAGUCUCCUGCGCAGAAGAGGCACCAGGUCUGUGUCCACCCAGCGUCUUCCAGGUGUCUCGUGUGACCAGGCAGUGUUUCGCGUGUGUGAGACACUGGAGAGCUGUGCGGAUAAACUGCAGGCACAGUGGUGAACAGCACGGGCAGAACAUGGUGCCCGGCAGGCGCCUGUCUGUGAAGAGCCUCUCUCGUGGUGGACAGUGGCUUGCCGCAGCCUGUGCCUGGGCAACCCCCAUCCGGGUGGGAUCCGGCCCCUCCAGGAGGGCUGUGACUCGUCUGCCUCCUGAAUGCUCGGGGUGCCUCAGGGGGAUCAUUUCCCAUUACCUGGUGGCGUGGGGUGGGACCUGUGCCUUUCAGCCAGCUGACAGCACCAAUGGCUGUGUCAGCCACAGCAGUGCCCUGCGCCCAUCGAGCCUGGUGGGGGGCAGGAGGGGCUGCACUCUGCUUCCCCGUGGCCUUACCUCUGCCUGCACCCCGGCUGCAGGAUCAGACUCCACAGAUGGAAAGGGGGAUGAGGGACUGUGGCCGUGCCAGCGGCUGGGCCUGGCGGGGUCUUGCUCUUACGGCGCACUUGGGUGUCCUGCUUGA
Chinchilla lanigera (long-tailed chinchilla) is the source of this 3016-nucleotide messenger RNA. RefSeq lists its product as uncharacterized. The transcript has 3 exons. The record is from RefSeq and is a predicted model, not a curated record. NCBI's taxonomy places the organism in Eukaryota, Metazoa, Chordata, Mammalia, Rodentia, Chinchillidae. Bases 2030 to 3016 code for a protein of 328 amino acids.